CCACAAUUGAUAAACUUUCGAUCUCUAUUGACCUGACCGCGACAAGAACAGGUCUUCGAUACUAUACAGUCCUCGGAGCCCUCCAGAUACUUUAUUACAGAAUUGGACAGAACGAAAGCGCCUGUCGAUUAAUAUUGGCCUGUUACAUACAAUCACAAUAUAGAGAAAGCUAUGGCCAAGCGACAGGCGGAAGAGUCCCUGGAGAACGUGGACGCGGCGGUGGCGUCUCCGGCAUCCAAAAAGGCCCGAGUCGAAGAUGAGAUAGAUGAAUCCGAAAGAGCAGCACCUAUUUCAGCAGCCCCGCCUUCAGCAUCCAUAAAUGGCAGCACCGACGCAAAAGCAAACGGCAAUGUCUCUGCGCAAAGCCAUCGUCACAGCCACGGCCACGUUUUCAACCGCGAACAAGACGAGCGUCGCGGAGAGGAUAUUCUUGCAGCGGCAGAUGUUGAAGGGGAGGAGCUUGAGGAGGCAGUGGGCACAGAUGACGAGGAAGACGAGGGCGACGCUCUGCAUGGCAUCGACGAGGAUCAAUCUGCGCUUACGGCACCGACACGGCAAAUCGCGCCAACAGAAGGCUACAAUGACCUAUAUCUUGACACGAUCAAUCGCGCCGUGCUUGACUUUGAUUUUGAAAAGCUCUGCUCCAUCAGUCUGUCCAACAUCAAUGUUUACGCUUGUCUAGUCUGCGGCAAAUAUUUCCAGGGCCGUGGACCCAAAUCACACGCGUACUUCCACGCGCUGGACGUCGGGCACCAUGUGUACGUAAAUAUGGAGACGAAGAAGGUAUACGUUCUGCCGGAAGGCUACGAGGUGAAGAAUAAGUCCCUGGACGACAUCAAAUUUGUUGUCGACCCAAGGCUAUCGCGGGAGGAAGUGAUGAAGUUGGACAAGGAGCAAAAAUCGGCGUGGGAUUUGAGUGGUAGAAAAUAUACUCCUGGUUUCGUCGGUCUCAACAACAUUAAAGCCAACGACUAUUUCAACGUCAUUGUGCAUUCUCUAGCCCACGUCUCUCCGCUGCGCAAUUAUUUCAUGCUCGAAGAUUUCACAAGCCGCCCACAGCUAGUCCAGCGCUUUUCCACCCUGAUCCGAAAAAUAUGGAACCCUCGCGCUUUCAAAUCGCACGUUUCCCCUCACGAGCUGUUGCAGGAAAUCUCCCUCCGCUCCAACAAACGUUUCACACUCACCGAACAAGCCGAUCCCGUAGACUUUAUCAGCUGGUUCCUAAACAACCUCCACCUCGCGCUUGGCGGUAGCAAAACGAAACCAGGCACGAGUAUCGUACAAAAGGUCUUUCAAGGCAAACUCAAAGUGGAGAGCCAGCAGAUCACCGCCCGCGGCGAUGCCGGCGACCGUCUCCGUUUCGAAGAUGCCACUGUCCAUUCCGACAUCAGCCGCUUUCUGAUGCUCACGCUCGAUCUACCUGCCGCGCCACUCUUCCAAGACGAAGUCGAGAAGAAUAUUAUUCCUCAGGUCCCCCUGACCUCUCUUCUGACCAAAUACGACGGCAUCCGCUCCCAAGAGCACCUCAACAUGCGCAAGCGCUACCGCCUUCUGCACCCUCUCCCCCAACACCUGCUGUUCCACAUCAAGCGCUUCUCCAAAAACAAGUUCGUCUCAGAGCGUAACCCCACUAUCGUCACUUUCUCGCCCAGAUCGCUCGACAUGUCGCCCUACGUCGAGCCCAACCCGGCCCUCCACCCGCCUGCCGAACCCAUCUGGUACGAUCUCGUCGCAAACGUCACGCACGAAGCGAUCCGUCGCAGAGACGACAGCGUCGAAGUCGAAGCCGACGCCAAAGUGUGGCGCGUCCAGCUCAGAGACAAGAGCCGCGACGAAUGGGUCGAGGUCCAGGAUCUCUUUGUCGAUAGAGUUAGUGCCGAGACGCUCUUCACAAAGGAGAGUGUGCUACAGGUUUGGGAAAAGAGGAAGACUGCUCCCCCGUCGAAGCGGUGAAUGAUGGUGGCGUUGCAUUGCAGAUAUUUUUGCUUCUUUUGCAGGGUGGAGUAGGGGUAUUGUAGAAAAGACCUUUUUUUUUUUGCAAAGCUUAUUUUGAGCUGGAGUUUCGAAGGGGAGGU
Messenger RNA from Xylona heveae TC161, 2075 nucleotides. RefSeq names its product cysteine proteinase. The transcript has 3 exons. Lineage: Eukaryota; Fungi; Ascomycota; Xylonomycetes; Xylonales; Xylonaceae. The record is from RefSeq and is a predicted model, not a curated record. Gene Ontology annotation, biological process: mRNA processing; spliceosomal complex assembly; protein deubiquitination. Bases 172 to 1953 code for a protein of 593 amino acids. Gene Ontology annotation, molecular function: zinc ion binding; cysteine-type deubiquitinase activity.